Toxoplasma gondii ME49 is the source of this 6049-nucleotide messenger RNA. Its product is annotated as protein phosphatase 2C domain-containing protein. Gene Ontology annotation, biological process: protein dephosphorylation. The record is from RefSeq and is a predicted model, not a curated record. Bases 1063 to 3621 code for a protein of 852 amino acids. Gene Ontology annotation, molecular function: protein serine/threonine phosphatase activity. NCBI's taxonomy places the organism in Eukaryota, Apicomplexa, Conoidasida, Eucoccidiorida, Sarcocystidae. The transcript has 8 exons.
GUUUUCUACUCCGGGGUCGCCUGUCCAAACCCAACUGUUUCCGUGGCGAGGGCGACCCUACGAGGGCAUUGCGACGGGGUUGGCAGAAGCCCUCGAGACCAGCAUCCCUUUGUCGGCUUUCGCUGUACACCGAAUUUAGCUUUUGUCGACAUGCGAAAGGCCUGGACUCUCCUUCGAUGUUGCUCUCUUGCGUUUUAGCUCUUGGCGAAGAACACGGCGGGGAACCCUACCGCACCGGGAUGCGUCCGGAGCUCGUCGGCACCGCGUCUUCUUCGAAUAUUUGCAUAUUUAUGGUCGAGUGAGUCCGUAAACGAGUCAGAGAAAUGCGCGCAAGAGGUCAGCUUUCGAACCUAGAAAAAUCGUCUCCUGGUGUAUGUCCGUGUAUGUACGCCAAACAGGCUGCCAGCGUUCCGCGUGAAGCUCUGCGACUGCCCUCCCCGGAUCUACGCAUAAUAUAUAUAUAUAUAUAUCUAAAUAUAUAUGCAUGCACAUGCAUUUCCCCCUGUUUUUCGCUCUCGCUUUUUUUAACACGCUGUGGUUUGGUGGAGAGCGGUUUCCAAAUUCCUGCGAAACCCUGCGUUUGUCGCAUGCUUCUCUCGGCCUUUUGGCCGUUGUGCCGUUCACUGGCCGCGAAGAAAAGCGGGCAGCGAACUUAAACUUUCCAAAGGAGCUUUGUUUUCAGUGAAGGCGACAGGGCGAGAGAUUAACGCGGCAACAACACCGUUGUCCACCGCUUGUUGAAUCUCGUGCAAAGUGCGUUAGACGCCGUGUCCAGUCGUGGAUUUCGUUUCCUCCGUUGUGGGCGAUUCCCAAGAACCCACCCACGUCUUGUCUUUCCUGUCUCGUUCUCUGUACUUGUCAACUUCUUCGCCGUCCAUCUUUGUCGUGAGGUGAGAGCUUUCCGGCGUUGCCGAGACCCCCUCAGGCCCUUUUGUGCGUUGGGUUGCAGAUCUACAAGCAUCUUCUCGCGAAGGGGCUGAAGGCAGCUUGAAAAAUGCAAAUUGUAAAUGCCGCUUAUCCUCUUUACCUUUCCGUAAAAUCUUCCCGCAUGUUUCUCCUUACAUGGCUGCGAUGAGCAGCGCCGAACUGGCUAGGGGCGAGGGCCGCAUCCCCUCGGCCUGGACUCGCGUUCCGCCGGCGCGGACCCUCGCCUCCCCUCCGUGUGAUUCUGCGUCCGUCGUCCCCUCUCCGCAAACUUCCCUUUCUUCCUUCAUGCCUCGUCGGUUCCUCGUAUUUCUUUUUUACCUGCUCUGCACGAGCUACUGGUUCUGUUAUUCUGCACCCGUCACUCUGCGUUUCUCUGAAGCUCACAGCGAUGUCUGGGGGCUCCGCCGCGCUGGCAGCAACGACGCGGGGCCAGGUGGACGUGGAGGAGGUCAGGACCGCGAGGAAGAGAGCGCAGGUGAGGAAGACUCUUCGAGCGAAGACAGUGGGGAGGAUGACGAGGACAACGAGGAGGCGGAACUGAACGACGACAAAAAGGAGGAGGAGGCGGAAUCGACCGACGACAAAGAAGACCAGGAGGCGGAAUCGGUCGACGACAAAGAAGGCGAGGAGGCGGAAUCGACCGAUGACAAAGAAGGCGAGGAGGCGGAAUCGGUCGACGACAAAGAAGGCGAGGAAGCGGAAUCGACCGACGACAAAGAAGGCGAGGAAGCGGAAUCGAGCGACGACAAAGAAGGCGAGGAAGCGGAAUCGAGCGACGACAAAGAAGGCGAGGAGGCGGAAUCGAGCGACGACAAAGAAGGCGAGGAAGCGGAAUCGAGCGACGACAACGAAGGUGAGGAGGCGGAAUCGACCAACGACAACGAAGGUGAGGAGACGGAGUCGACCAACGACAACGCGCGCGACUUCGGGGGCGCCCCGCCGGUCCCCGCGAGCCAUGCCUGGAACUCCCUGGAGGCCCGAGGCACCGGGUACCCCCACGCUGGGGGCGAUGACUCCACCCGCUUGACCAAGGACCUGGAGAGAGGCAGACACCGAAGAAGCCGCUUCUCGAGCUCGGACUCUCGCGACUCCUACCGACGCGCAGCUCACAAAGUUCCACGCUUGCGAGACGAAGGAGGAUCCCGACACGGGUCGCGAUCGAAGGACAGAACGGGCGACGAAUCAGCGAGAAGAGCCUUGCAGAGAGGGCGUUCGAGGUCUGAUGGGUAUGGAAAAGACGGUUAUCGGGAGCGCUCAAAGACUCGCGCAUUGUCGAGGCGAAGAUCGAAAUUGCUCUCAGAGAAGGAGCAGAGGGUGACGCCGAACAGAGAGGCCCGAUCGUAUGCUCAUGCGGUAGAUGAAGACGCCUCAGGGUCGUUUCGAGAUCAUCUGCAAGAGCUCGCCUCCAUGUUCAGUCGGAUUGGCGGUGCAGACAGUGACGAAGACGAAGACGACGAAGAUCUGUACUCCAUUCGAGAUGAACAAGAAAAAGUCGUUGUCAGCUACGCAGAGGGCUUCACAGUCUCUGCCGCUGGCACCAUGGUGGGAAGACGCCCCACAGAUGAAGAUGCUAUCUUGGUGAAUGCGAUUCUCCCACAAAUGCCCAACGUGCGCGUGAAGGCGAUUUUCGAUGGUCACGGCGGGGACGAGGUGUCGAGAUAUUUGGCGGACAAUGCACUGACACAUCUUAGCAACUUAACAAGUCUGCGACCCCGAGACAUCAAAGCCGCUUGUCAGGCAUUGGACGACGCCGUCAGAAAGCAUGUGUGGAAGCGCGCGCCCGACGCUGGGUCAACAGGAGUUAUCGCGUUCAUUGAGAAGGUGACAGAGCCAGUCGAAGUCUUCGUGGUCGGCCGAGAGAUUGUCCCCGAGGACACAGACCCUCGGUCUUUCGUUCCGCUUGUGGAGCAGCUUCGAGUCGACGCCCUGGCUGAAGGAGACACUGAAACAGCGCUGUCUCUGGCGGCUCUCGUGUACCGUUACACGGCAGGAAGACGGUCGCGCAGGAGAAAGCACCGCAGAAAGCCGAAGAAAAUCCGGCUCGGAAAAGGUGAAGCUGUCUUCCGAGUUGUCGUCGCCAAUGUCGGCGAUUCGCGAGCCGUUCUUCUCCACCGCGACGGAUCGUUCACUCCCCUUUCCCGCGAUCAAAAACCUGAACAAGACACCGAGCGCCUGCGCGUGGAAGCAGCGGGCGGGCGCGUCUUCUUUGGCGGAGUCCCUCGAGUGGACAACAUGCUGGCUGUCGCGCGUUCCUUUGGAGACUUUUACAUGAAAGACAACCCGCGGCUUCCAGCUGACAAACAGAAGAUUAUCGCUGUCCCUGACAUUCGCAUGUUCUACGCGACCCCUAAAGAUUAUCUCCUUCUCACGUGUGACGGAGUCUUUGAGUCUCCGACGAUGACCUACAAGAACGUGGCUGACGUGAUUUAUAGUGUCCCUGCUGGCGACUCUGUGCGCGGGCGGAUGAAACACGCUGUGAAGGCCCUUCUUGACGCGGCCUACGAAACGGGAUCGCACGACAACAUUUCUGCCUUGCUCACGGCCUUUACGCGCCACGGACGCUUCUCCUCCCACACGACUCUCGGAUACUCCAUCUACACUGGAACCGGCGAAGUCAUUCAGAAAGGUCGCGAACGCCAAGAGAAUGCGAGAGUGAACCCGGAAAAGGUGAAGAAGAACGUCUCUCUCUACUAGAAGAUCGGGGAAGGGGAGACGCUAGAUAAAUCGAAGAGAGACGUCAAAGCGCCUGGGGACAUGAAGAGAAAGGGAGACAGCGAGAAUGCGCAGAAGAUGUGAAUUUCGUUUCUUCGGCAGAGGCCGUGUCAACUUCACGUGUAGCAGGUCGCCAGUGCAAGAAGAGGAGAAUCGAAGGAAUUUAUGUGUCUCGGAAAAGACGAACACACGAAGAAACUGUUCGUCCUGGGGGUCUGUCAAGAGGGCGCUCGAGUCGACUUCAUAUUGGCAAAACGAAAGGGUCGAAUCUCGUUGGGAUCUGGCUCGGCUGUCUCACCGGAAAAGGAAGAGAAAGGUUUCCUAAGACUCGCGCUGGACCGAGGAGGAAGUAAAGCACAGCGCGCGAGGCUGCAUGCAGCCGCAGUUGAUUCAGUGUAGACGCCGAGGAGAGUCCGGACACUCGCGUCCCUUGUGGACGAGACACAGAACGCACUUGAGACCGCUGCAGUCUGACAGAGUCGUCAAGAUAGGCCUACCUGAUAUCGAGACUUUCUCGGUUUGCUAUCACCAUAUCUGCUCUGCCAACUGAAGGUCUGUCGGUAUACGGGCAAGAGGCGGACGGGAGUACGUGAGUUCGCAGCCACACAUGCAGUUUCGUAUGUCCGCAUGUCCGUCUUCUGUGGUGGCCUCUGCUGCGCCGACAACGCCGCGUGUCAGUGCUCUUACACCGCGCGGAGAACUGCGGGGUGGAGGGGUGGAUUCUUAGAAGAAGAAAGGUUCAGAGGGGUGAAGAGGAGACGCGAGACCAGAGACAAUGCAGUUCACCUCGCGCGCCCUUCAUGGGCAUAAGCGAGGAGUGUGUUUUAAGACACUUCAGGUUGUGCAAUGAGGCGGCCUGGGUGGGUCGGAAAGAGCAAACACAGGGUUCAGUGAACGGGUUUGCAUGUGGGAGUUCGCGUUUCUUUAGUCUUGUCCCUGGGAACUGCCCGUCACUUUUGGCUAGCCACAGGGGGUAUGUGUGAAUGUGUCAAGCGUGGCGAGCGCGCAUGUAGAUGUAGAAAAUGUCGAUAGGUGUGCUCAUUUCCCUGAGUCCAGACUCGGGUUUCGGCGAGUAGAAUUAGUCAUUAUUGGUGAUCACUCCGUGUCGUUUCUUUCAAAAGACGAAACGCCGGGGGUUGGGGGUGGCGCGAUGCUCGCUGCCAGCAGUGCUGAGACACGCGCCCUACGGAGUAUAUACUACGAGCUUGAGGAUCAGUUCAGCUCUUGAAGGUUUACCGAACGCAAGUUAUGUGAGCACAGCAGAGAGGCGGAAAAGCCUCACCGUGAUUCGCGCGGGCGCUUCUGUUCUCUGGCGUCUCUGACUCCGCAGGUGCUGCGUUCGCAGACAUCUGCUGAGCAAGGACGAUGCACCCGUGAGUUCGCGACGGCAUCUGCACGGUAUAGGGGCAAAGGAAGGAGUGAGGAAUGAGAGAAGAGCGCUUCUUGCUUUUGCAAUCGAGAUUUUUGUCUCCGUAUGCCUCGUUGGGUCCCCGCUGUCAUUUGAAAUCGACUUCAUCGUAUCUGAUUUCACCUGCGUGGAGUCGGGGUGUACGUACACGUGUUCGUUGUCAUUGUACAGGGUGCGUCGGCCAAGAGCGAUCUUGCCACCAUGAACUCGAAAAGAAGAGGGCCUUUAUUUUUGAUGCGUUCGUUGGAUCUUGACAGAGUUCUGUGGAAGAUUCAUCGAUUUGUGCAUGCUCAGAGCAAACAAAGCUAAACGGUUGUCACCUUUUCACCGUGCAACAGGCACUCUGCAGCAUCUCCCUUUACACUUUCCCGGUUACAACACAGUGAAAAAAAAGGGGGGGAAGGGCGUUGAGAGCGGCGCGCUGGCGUUUCUCUCACGAAAGCGCCGCACUCUUGUGCCGACACCUGGAUCCGAACCGGCACAGAACUGGGAUAAAUUGAAAAUAGACACACUCCACAAGGACACAAACCAAUACACGACGCGAUGAGUUGCCCCAGUAUAUGUCGUUGCCAUGCAUGCGCAAGACGGCGAACGUCGUCAGGGCCCUGUCCCCCGUCCUCAACUCUGUGCUAAGGUCCCCUUUCCCUGACAUUUCCACUUAGGAAUGUGCACGCAAAGGGGCAUGCAGAAGAACCACACAAUGAACAGGUCUCCAGAAGAGUUCAAAAUAUGUAACAGCAUGUGCGUGAUUCUGCAGACCGUGUUUGCCCUGUGGCAUCCCUAACGCUGGGGUGAAAACGCGAGUUCGACUUUGGCGGGAACGCCUUUUACUUACACUGCGGACUCUUUCCUCGCCACGGCUUGCCGUGGAAAAGAGAAGGCAUUGCCUGUUUUGGGAUGCUUUUGUUUGCUUGCCGUUGUUACCCCGGCUGAACUGAUUGUUGGACGGGACCCGCUGGAUACGUCUCAAGCCUGGUCUGGGUCACGAUGCAAAUGCCAGUG